This is a messenger RNA of Ilex paraguariensis (yerba mate), 375 nucleotides long. Lineage: Eukaryota; Viridiplantae; Streptophyta; Magnoliopsida; Aquifoliales; Aquifoliaceae. The record is from the annotation of a GenBank genome assembly.
AUGGAGAACAGCGACAAAGAGGCCGGUCCCGGGGCACGACCCCCAAGUGGAAAGUCCCCUACCAGGCUGCAAAAACACGCACCUGCAGCUCUUCAGCUUGAUGGAAUCGAGAACAAUGGCAAUACCGAACCUUAUGCUUCCUCUUCCUGUGCAAUUCCAUUGUUAUCUCCACUUGUACUUUCUCCCCAGUUUUCGCAUGAGGCAGAAGAGAUUCGAUUAGCAGGUAAUGGCAACGAUGAACGAGAUCAUAAUGAGUUGGGUGCAACCCCGGCAUCAGGUGGAUGGCAACAUCCAGCCGUGGACGCAUUGACAGAACCUUCAACUCUCUUGGCUUUUUUCCAAUCACAAUGCACAAUUGUUAACCGGGUGCAGUGA